AUUUGACGCCUGCGCGGAGAGCGCCGGCGCACGCCAUGGACGACGGCGCGCCCGAAAAAGCUACGCAGAUCCCUGCGGCCAUGAAGUCUAGCGCGGAAAGCGCGAACGAAAAGGCGGGCCGAGGGCAAUCAGGAUGGCGGGCGGCGGCUGAAUGAAGUGCCUGCGCAGCCGUCGGCCAUACGGCAAAGUAAGAAGGCGACCGCGUCCGGCCGGGCGGAUCUCGUGCAGAACGUUCAGCAGCGUGCCAGACUGCGCGCGUUCGGGCUUUGUAGUGCAGCAGGAGGCUUCUCCUUGUCGUAAACCUUUCCAGCCCGUCAGUUAGCACUAACAGUCUCCUGAGGGAGGCCGACACCGUUGAACAACUCCUGAGGGAGGCCCAGGCACUGGAAAAGUUAUUCGCGGCUUCCCGAUGCGCGCACCAUCCAAGCCCCCAGGGCGGGCGCGGCCAACAGCAUCCCCAGAAGCGGGCGGCGGCCCCCGCGGACGUCAGACCGGAAGCCCAAGGGCGCACCCGGGGCCUCCCUUCGCUGCCCCCGGCCAUUCUCGCGCCGUGCGCCAUUGCCAUCGCCGACAAAACGGGCCCGCAAUUCACCGCCCCCACCGAAAAGCAAAAAAAACGCAGGCGGGCGAGAAAGGGGAGCGGCCCGCGCGGUUUAGCUCAUUCCCUUGCGCCGCCGCCGCGGGACACCGGUGCCGCAGCGCCUCCGGCGUGACCGCCCUGAGAUUCAGGACGGGGCCAAGGCCAUCAAGGAUGGGGCCGAUGACUUUGCGGAGAUGA
Messenger RNA from Amoebophrya sp. A120, 778 nucleotides. The record is from the annotation of a GenBank genome assembly. NCBI's taxonomy places the organism in Eukaryota, Dinophyceae, Syndiniales, Amoebophryaceae.